AUGACCGGUAACACUGAGUCAAAGCCUUCUCAGCAGCCUGCCAUGAGCUCUCUCGACAGCAUCAUGUCGAUAAUCGACCGUGCGGGCGCAAAGCCUGCGGCGACGGCAACAAACCGAGCGCCUGCCCCUGGUGCCCCUAGGCCGGCACCGCGGCCAGUCGGAGGGGCAAGUAGCGCAUCACAGACCCCUCAGCUGAAGCGAAAGGCAUCAGGCCCAGUCGAAACCGGACAAAGCAAGAUGCAGAGGAAGGAGGCCGUUGGAGCCUCCGCGCAGACGAACGGUGCGGCCCGGGCAACCUCGUCGCCUGCCACGUCGAAACCCGCCUCGGCCGCGCCUACCACAGCCGUACCGUAUAGGGGAACAGCAGCACCGUCUUCUUCGAAACCAGCGAAUCCGCCUAUCCGGAAGCCUACACAGCUAUCCAGCGCUGUCGCUGCCGGACCCAAGGCUGCCGCCCCUGCUCCUAAGCCUGCACCAGCAGCCACCGGCUCUACUACCCCUUCGACAUCCGCACCCAAAAAAGGGUAUCUAGCCAUGCUGCAGAAGGCAAAAGAGAAGGAUGCAACGAAGCCUUUGGCUCCGCCCAUCAAGCAUGAGCCGACAAAGAUUUUGUCAAGGAAAGAACGCUUGGCACUUAAGGCAGAAGCAAGUGCAGGAGCAAAGGGUAAGAAGGCUGUCGGCACUGCACUCCCCUCCAGAAGUAUAGAUCCGAAAGCCGAUUCCUCAAAAGACAAGAAGAAGGCAGUCGAUGUGGGUUAUCAAGGCACAGCACGGCCAGCCAAGAAGCCUGUCGAGGUUGGCUACAAAGGAACUGCUCGCCCAGCCAACGCGCCUGCAACUUCAAGUCGAAAUGGUACACCAGCUUUGAAACAAAAACAGAACCCAGCCAAGGGUCGUUAUGAUGGUUACGCAGACUGGGAUGAUCUCGACGACAUGGACGACGAAGAAGAAGACUAUGCGUCUGACGCCUCCUCUGACAUGGAAGGAGGUGUCUGGGAUGUCGAAGAGGAGGAGCAGCUGGCACUCAAGGUUGCAAAGAAAGAGGAUGCAGAAGCACUAGCUGAAGAAAACAGGCUGAAGAAGUUGAAAGAAGAACGCAAGAAGAAGCUGGCGGCUAUGGCAGCUAAAAUGAAGAGGAAGUUCUAGGGAUACCUGGCGUUACGGUUUACGAUUACGGCAUGGGGGCGUUUUGUUGCAUUCCUGCGACUGCAUAGCCAUGGAGUGGAUUCAUCUUAUACCAUGGCGCAUUUACGAUUGUUGCAUACCCGGAACAACAAUCUUGUCUUCACAGGGAUUGGCUUAAUGGAGCAUAUUAGAGUAGUUUUAUUCAACGACGUCGGCACUGUUG
Messenger RNA from Pyrenophora tritici-repentis Pt-1C-BFP, 1348 nucleotides. NCBI's taxonomy places the organism in Eukaryota, Fungi, Ascomycota, Dothideomycetes, Pleosporales, Pleosporaceae. The record is from RefSeq and is a predicted model, not a curated record.